Messenger RNA from Rattus norvegicus (Norway rat), 1014 nucleotides. It is a transcript of the gene Cd7, whose product is annotated as Cd7 molecule. NCBI's taxonomy places the organism in Eukaryota, Metazoa, Chordata, Mammalia, Rodentia, Muridae. Gene Ontology annotation, cellular component: membrane. Gene Ontology annotation, molecular function: signaling receptor activity. Gene Ontology annotation, biological process: adaptive immune response. The record is from RefSeq and is a predicted model, not a curated record.
CACAGUGCUCAGUAAUGUGUUGCAACCGGAGUGGCUGAUUUGGCUCUGAUCGGCUGGAUUUGGGCAUCAUGACUCAGGCACUGUUGGCUUUGCUACUUACACUGGCUAGAAUCCUGCCUGGCCCCCUGGAUGCCCAAGUGCUAACAGAGGCUGGUCCUUCAUAGAGGUACAUCAGUCUCCCCGAGUCGUGAUCGCCUCCGAGGGAGAGUCCAUCAACAUCACCUGCUCUACAAGAGGGGAUUUGGAAGGGCUCAUAAUGAAGCGGAUCUGGCCACAGGCUUCCAAUGUGAUUUACUUUGAAGACGAAUUGGAGCCCACAGUAGACAGUGCCUUCUCAGGCCGAAUUAAUUUCUCUGGGUCCCAGAAGAAUCUGACCAUCAUCAUGAGCCUUCUCCAGGAGGCAGACACUGGAGCCUACACCUGCGAGGCCGUCAGAAAAGUCAGUGUCCAUGGCUUGUUCACCACGGUUGUGGUGAAAGAAAAACUAUCCCAUGAAGCGUACAGAUCCCAGGAACCUCUGCAGACAUCAGUUUCCCUCCCAGCUGCCAUUGCUGUAAGCUUCUUCCUCACUGGGCUGAUCCUUGGGGUGCUGUGCAGCAUGCUGAGGAAGACGCAGAUCAAGAAACUGUGUGCCUCAGGGAAUAAGGACUCUCUGUGCGUCGUGUAUGAAGACAUGUCCUGCAGCAACCGCAAGAUACCAUGUACCCCCAACCAGUACCAAUGAGUCCCUCUGCCCGCAGCCCCCGUGCCUUGUUUCAGCAAAGUUCACAGCAGUCCUGCUGACCCACCCAGCCUAACUCCCCCAGCACCUUUCCUGUGGCACUCAAAUACCCCCUUACUGUUUCUGGCUGGGUGAGAUUCCUCCUCUGUAAGCUUCCCUACAGGGCUCUGCAAUCUGUCACCUACCCUAGCCAGGUACCCCUGACAUCAAGGACAAAGCUGGAAGGGGAAAAGUGAUGCCUGCCUUGGCACAGCCUGGCCAGGAAAAAUUAAAUAAACAAAUACAUAAAUAAA